Molecule: messenger RNA, 3718 nt
Organism: Mytilus californianus (California mussel)
Lineage: Eukaryota; Metazoa; Mollusca; Bivalvia; Mytilida; Mytilidae
Exons: 2
Coding region: 57-1439 (460 amino acids)
Source: RefSeq, a predicted model, not a curated record
CAAAUCUUCUGGAUAUGGAACAGUUUGAAAGAAAAUAAAGAAUAAAAACACCAAAAAUGUUGAUUUUGUACCAGGGGAUUAUUUUAAUAAGUGCCAUCUCGUAUUCAUUCAGCUACGAAUUAACAGAACCUAAGAACGAUAUGAAUCAUGACAUCAAAAGACGAAGUACUUUUUUGAUACAAGCUGCGAUUGCUCAACUAGCAGAAACGUCUACUAGUUUAAAAACAGCGUAUGCCAACAACGAACUUCAAUCUGCAGGAAACGUUGCCCUUGAGCUCGUUGAGGGUGUGCCUAUUCUAGGCGACAUUGUCUACAUUUUUGCGGAAAACCCUGAAUCGACAUUAGAUAUUGAAAGUGGAUUAACAACGAUUAAUGAAAAUUUGAAAGUUUUGAAUUUUAAUAUAAAGAAUAUAGGUGUAAGAGUAGACGAAUUGUCUAGGGAAAUAGAUUUGUCGGUCAUAAAAAACCAAGUUGCCACUGAUAAGCGAGAAAUAUCAAAUUGUUAUGCAGAUUUUUUACUUUUCCUCCAAAAUCCAUUAUCAAAAGCAGAACAAGAUCGACUCAAAAACUGCUAUUCUAAAUUUGCAUAUAUUCGCCAAAUUGGAAGCAUACUUAGCAACGAUAAACUGACCUUUAUGCAGUACCCUAUCUUCGACCAAGUAAUAAAAAUAACUGGUUAUUGUGACUGGGAAAGAAUUCAAGACGUAUACGGGUUUCUUCUCGGAAUUUAUAUUGAAGGGUGCACAGCUUUGAUUACCUCAGAAGUAUUGAAAUAUGGAAACGAGUCUACAACCUUUAAGGACGAAUGCAAAACUACAAUACAAACUGCAGGGUAUAUACAAACCAAAACUUUCCAAAACUGCAAAAUGGGGCCAUGCAGCAAAUAUAUCAAAGUUAUGAUCAAUAUGUUAAGGUCAGAUUCAGCAUCAGGCAUACAAUUGCGAUUACACACGUCAUUUCCAUGGUUCAAUUUUGUUAUUGUCACGUUACGACAAAGUGGAAGUUCUGGUAUAGCUCUGAAUAACAUUCGUGUUUUCAAUUUUGUGACACUUUCAAGUAGUGCUGUCGUGUAUCGCGUGCUUAUAUGGUCACCAGAUACCAAUACAGGAUUUUUAGGAGAAGACAGGUAUGGUAUAGAGUACAAAGAAAAUGAAGUGGAGUCUAUGUUUAACGGUAUGAACUUAUUGAAAACGACGACAAAUGGAUUAACAAAUAUGUAUGGUUUUCGAAGCAAUUUAAAUAUUUUAGAGUCAGCCUGCAAUCGAAACUUCAACACUGAUGACCAGACCGAAAGUGAUGUUGCCACUGAUAUAAAAGAUCUCCUCAUAAGCGAACACAAUGUUUCGUUACCAGGAUGGGCAAUAGUAUUAAUCGUUGUAGGUCUGAUCAUUAUUUUGGUUGUUGUUAUUUGCAUUGUUAAAAAGCGACGUCAAGGAUAAUAGAUUGUCUGCAAGUGUGUAUCUCUGUUUUACCGAAAAAUUAAAACAAAUUUAACAUUGCACACACCUGAAACAUUCUGCGCAAUUAUAAAUUGACUGUAUUUUCGGUUGACCUGUCGUUGUGCGAGUCUUAUAUUGUUAUAUAUUCAUUUUUGAUAAACAUUGAGAUAGUUAUAUAUUUGAUAUUAAGGUGCAAUGGUCUAUCUCCCUAUAGAACUAUAAUACGAGAUGUCUACGAGUUUCUGAACUAUACUGUUCUAUCUCUACACUCUCAUUGGAUUAUAACAGCUUAUUCGUCUAGAUGAACACCGGAUAUUCAUAGAAAAAUAAUUUUAAUAUGUGAUGACUUAUCACCAAUUCGGUAUUUACUAACAAAUUUUAACAAAUAGGAUCUCGAUUGGUCGCUAAAGGAGCUAAAACUGUUUAACUUUUAGAAGAACUUGAAUUCAACUCCAGCUUUAUGGUUGGGUGUAUAUUUCAAUUAUCAGUUUUCUAUGUAGUGUUUAAUGAAAUUGCUAACUGUCAGCUUUUUCGUUGAAUUUCUUUUUUCAUUUGUUGUCCGUAUUCUUUGACAUGUGCCUCUCUGUAUCCUCUUAUUUUUAUAGCCUUGAACACUGUACAAAUAUUCAGAGAGAUCUUUUUACCUUUCAAUAGAUACAAAUGACUGUUAUCGUAUUUUCUUGUAGACUAUAUUAGGCUUCGUAUUUUUUGGAAUUUUCCUUUUUCCAUAAAGAAGCCACAACAUGUGAACUAUUAUCAAAAUAACUAUAGCAUGUGCUGUUACCCAUACAGAACUUAUAAUGUAGAUUGUCCUCUAGUUCCAAACGAACAAAAAAGGGGGAGUCCCACUCUGUCUCUGAGGCAAGAAUUAUUUACGCAAAUUCUUUCAAAUAACCUUAAAUCAUUAUGUUGAACAUAUAUUUUUUUUAAUACUGUUAAUUUGUAAUAUUAAAAAAUGAACGGUGUUUUCUUUUAAGUACACUUCUAAGCGACAACUUAAACAUUUCCCAACUGACUUACUUUUGACAGCAUUAAGUCCAGAAAAGGCUUGAUUUCAAAUGAAUAUUUCAUUUUAAAAAAUGUUGUUCUUGUAUUAUGCUGUUACACCAUUGUCCCAUGUAAGGGGUGGUUAAGCACCCGCAAAACCAUUUAACCCUGCCACAUUAUAUAUGUUUCUGUCCAAAGUAAAGAGCCUGUAAUUAAGUGGUUGUCGGUUUUUUAUUGCUAUUGGUCAUAUUUGUUUGUCAAUAAUUGUUUUGUAUUUUAUGUUUGUUGUUGCACGACUGUCCCGUCCCAGAUAAUGGGCAGGGUUAGGCUCCCACUAACACUUUUAACAUCGUCACAUUCUGUAUGUAUUCGUCCCAUGUCAAAGCCUGUAAUUCAGUGGUUGUCGUUCGUUACUGUAAAGUAUAUUUUUUCGUUUAUUAUUUUGUACAUAAAUCAGACCUUUAGUUUUUCAUUUUAAUUGUUUAACAUUUGUCGAUUUCACUUUUCUAUUCGAUAUGGGUUUUGCUCAUUGUUGAAGACCGUAUGGUGACCUUUAGCUGCUAACUGCUACGUCACCUGGUCUCUGGUCUCUCAUACCACAUCUUCUUAUUUUCAUAUUAAAUGGACAAAUAUUUUCGACAUGUAUAUGUAUAUGUAUAUGCAUAAUUACUCUAAAUAUCAGCACAACAAUGUUAAAUCUGCAAAUUUGCGGAAGCAAAUUUUAGUUCUUCCCUCGCCAGGAUUCGAACUCAUGCUAUUAAUGGGAUAUCGUGACAACACCGCCUGCACUGUGUCCAGCGCUCUGGACCACUCGGUCAUCUAGACUGAACUAAAAAUUCAGCUUUCGAUGGCCUAGUGUUACCUUUCCUAUAUGUAUAUACAUAGUGCCUAUAAAUAGCAAUACAUAACAUACAAAUCUAUUUGAGUGAGGAUUAAUCAGUACAAAUAUUAAUACACUUACACAAAUGAAAUUAUGAAUUGCCUAACAAUUUAGUUUUAACACACUAUUUAGUAUGUAAAUAUUAAAAUGUUAAAAAUAUUUACAAUGCGAUAAAAAAAUAAACGCAAUAUUUCGCUAGACAAACUAGCUUCAUCUAGCGUCCAUCUAUUCAGGUGAAAUCGGAUGCAGAUAAGAAAUAUUUGCAGCUCAUUGUACAUUGAAUUUUCCUGCCUAAUAAAUAAAUUCAAAAUUUGGAUGAAGUUCAAGAUUUGUUUUUGAAUUUUGCAACGUCCAAUGGCCAAUAUUACAGAGAAAUAAAGGACGGUGUGAUAAAUUAAUUAUUCGUUAUCUU